This is a messenger RNA of Rotaria sp. Silwood2, 1038 nucleotides long. Lineage: Eukaryota; Metazoa; Rotifera; Eurotatoria; Philodinida; Philodinidae. The record is from the annotation of a GenBank genome assembly.
AUGAUUCGUUAUGCGAUUUUCAUAUGGUCUUUGCUUAUUCUAACAACUGUUGCGAAACAAAAUGUCGAUUUUAAUAUCUAUGGUUCAACGGCCGAUGGAUGGGAGUUUGUUAGAGACUUUUUGAAAGAAAACUUUAAAGAACGACGAGAUUUUGGUGCAUCCGUAGCAAUUUAUCAUCAAGAAAAAUUGGUUGUUGAUUUAUGGGGUGGAUGGUUCGAUCGAUCACGAAUAAAACCUUAUGAUAAUAAUACAUUACAAUUAGUAUUUUCAACAUCGAAAGGUUUAGUAGCUGUAGCUGCUGCACUUUGUGUUCAACGAGGUCUACUUGAUUAUUCAGAAUUAGUAACAAAAUAUUGGCCAGAAUAUGGAUACAAUGGCAAAGAAAAUACAACUGUAGCUGAUAUUCUUUCACAUCGUGCAGGACUACCUUUCGAUAAUUCAUCAUUUGAACAAUAUUUUAAUUGGACAGCAAUGAUAUAUACAUUAGAACAACAAAAACCAGUAUGGCCACCUGGUACAAAGCAUGGUUAUCAUGCAUUGACAUACGGUUGGUUAGCUGGUGAACUUGUUCGACGUGUUGAUCCCAUGAAUAGAACUUUAGGAGAAUUUAUUCGUGAUGAAAUUGCAAAUCCAUUAAAUAUAGAAUUUUAUAUUGGUUUGCCAUCUCAACAAGAAUAUCGAGUGUCACCAUUAGAUUUCAAAUCGUAUGAAAACGGAACAUUAAAUCAAACAUUACCUGAUUCCUAUGAAGCAUUCAAUAAUAAGAGCACACAUCAAGCAGAAAUUCCGGCUGCUAAUGGAAUAACUAAUGCUCGAUCUAUAGCAAGAGUCUAUGCAUCUUUAAUGAGUGAUUUAGACAAUCACAAAUACAAACGAUUAUUAAAUGAACAAAUCUUACAACAGGCAACUAAAUCGAAUACACCUGAACACGAAAUUGAUUUUGUAAUAAAAUUUCCAACUAAAUUUAGUAUGGGUUUUAUACUUAUGGAUGACAUUUUUCCAGCAUUCGGACCUGGAGUAUUUGGUCAUAAUGGUUAA